AUGCCACAGCUCGCAACCGUCAACGAUCCGCGCAAGGUGGUCGUCAUCACCGGCUGCUCUUCGGGACUGGGUCGAUCCAUGGCCAUCGAGUUUGACGCGCAGAAGGACUACCGUGUCUUUGCCACUGCCCGCAACCUCGACUCUCUCCGCGAGCUUCCGUCUGGCAUUGAGCGUGUUCGGCUGGAUGUCACUGAUAUCGAGUCGAUCAAGGCGGCGAUCAAGGACAUUACCGACACCACGAAUGGCCGCAUCGACAUCUUGAUCAACAAUGCCGGUGUCAACUCGGCCGUUGGUCCUCUCGUCGAGACACCGAUUGCUGAUAUUCGAAAGACGUUCGAAGCUAAUUUCUUCGGAUUGAUCUCAGUCACCCAAACCGCAGCACCGUACAUGAUCCGUCGUCGAUCCGGCGUCAUUGUCAACAUCGGCUCGGUCGCCGCUAUCGCAUGCAUGCCCUUCGGUGGCCCCUACUCAGCCUCCAAAUCUGCCGUCCACGCCGCCUCCGAUACCCUUCGCCUCGAACUCGCCCCCUUCAACAUCCAUGUCGUUGUCGUUGCUCCCGGUGCCAUCAAGUCGUCCAUCUCGGACAACACCAUGAAGGCCCGAGGCGCGCCCGCCGCGAACUCUGCCAACAGCGGAGACCUUGGCUACUUGCCCGCCGACUCGCUGUACAAGCAUGUCGAGGACCUGGUCAAGUUCCGCGCCGAGUUCAGCCAGCAGGGCGAGCCCACGCCGAGCGAGACGUUCGCGCGCAACGUGCGCAGGUGGGUCACGGUAAGCAGCCCGGGCGCGUACCUGUUCACGGGCAAGAAGAGUCUGGGCGUGUGGAUCUCGUAUUAUCUGCCUACCAGCGUCAAGGAUUGGGUGAUCGGUAGGAUCUUCCAGAUUCACAGGAUUGGCGCCCUUGCUCAUAAGAACAAGAACAUCUGA
Molecule: messenger RNA, 927 nt
Organism: Sporisorium graminicola
Lineage: Eukaryota; Fungi; Basidiomycota; Ustilaginomycetes; Ustilaginales; Ustilaginaceae
Exons: 2
Coding region: 1-927 (308 amino acids)
Biological process (GO): phosphatidic acid biosynthetic process; triglyceride catabolic process
Cellular component (GO): lipid droplet; endoplasmic reticulum
Molecular function (GO): acylglycerone-phosphate reductase (NADP+) activity; triacylglycerol lipase activity
Source: RefSeq, a predicted model, not a curated record